Molecule: messenger RNA, 1441 nt
Organism: Trematomus bernacchii (emerald rockcod)
Lineage: Eukaryota; Metazoa; Chordata; Actinopteri; Perciformes; Nototheniidae
Gene: jam2b
Product: junctional adhesion molecule 2b
Exons: 10
Coding region: 176-1054 (292 amino acids)
Biological process (GO): leukocyte tethering or rolling
Cellular component (GO): tight junction; cell surface; protein complex involved in cell adhesion
Source: RefSeq, a predicted model, not a curated record
GGACGUCAGGAGAGCAGCAGCUCCUCCGCCCUGUGCACGCUGCCCUCAGUUGUCCAGGCUGCUCCAGAAAGUGUGCACGUGCUGCAGAUGAAACUUGAAGAAGCUGCAAAGACUUUGGAGUAAAACUAUUUUCAUCGAGGCUCAGCGGACGGAUCUGAACUCACCGGGACUAAACAUGAACACCAUGAAGGUGUUGGCUCUGCCCCUCCUCAUCACUUUGAUGCACAGUCCUCUCUUUCUGUCAGUGACGGUCAGCAGCAGCAAACCCAAAGUGGAGGUCCACGAACACACAGAUGCUGUGCUGGCCUGUGAGUUCAGGACGGAGAAAGAUCAGAACCCCAGAAUCGAGUGGAAGAAAAAGGGAAUGGGGGUGACGUUUGUGUAUUUUAAUCACAAAUUCACUGGCCAGUAUGCCAGCAGGGCGAAGAUGGAGGGAGCGACGCUGACGUUUCACUCGGUUUCUCAGAAAGACUCGGGGGAGUAUCGCUGCGAGGUGACGGCCAGUGAGGACCACGUGAGCCUGGGAGAAGCUACUGUGACGCUCAAUGUGCUCGUGCCUCCUCACGUCCCGUCCUGCGAAGUGCCCAGCUCGGUGUUCGUGGGCUCCGGGCUAGAGCUUCAGUGUAAAGACAAACUCAGCGUUCCCCCGGCCACUUACCGCUGGUACAAAGACAACAAGGCCCUGACCCCCUCAGCAGAGACGCAGUACAGCGCCGACACCAGCAAGGGCACACUCGAGUUUAGGAGUGUGACCAAAAUAGACGCAGGGAUGUACCGCUGUGAGUCCUCCAACAGCGUGGGAGCGCCCAAGAGCUGCGUGGCCCAACAUCUCAAAGUCAUUGAUUAUCCUUUGAAUACGACGGUUUUGAUAGCAGGUGCUGCAGCGUUCCUGGCGCUCGUCCUCUUCUGCUGCAUCUGUGUGUGUGUCUGCAGGCGCCGAGGCUGCUGCAAGAAGGAGAAGAAAAUGAAAAGCAACAAAUCCUACAACCCUCCUCCUCCGCCUCCCAUCCGCAACAUCAAGCACUACAAACAAGCUCACUCCUUCAUGAUCUAAGAGCGAAACACUUUGACUUCAAACCAUCCAGAAUAUAAAGUGUGUACUUCUUCAUAAACACACAGGAAAGUUACUCGAACUCGCCUUGCUUUUGGCAUGUUUGGCAUGUUUCCAAGAUUUAAUGUUCAUAAACGUCUUUAUCUUUCUCAUACUGCCCGUCGGCAGUAUGAGAAAGAUAAAGACGUUUAUGAACAUUAAAUCUUGGAAACAUGCCAAAGUAGGGGCACACAAUACAAAUAUGAACCUGAAAAUUAGAAUAACAAAGCCCCUUUAAGCAAAAGCUAAGAUUUAAACAAGAUUUUCUACUCUUUGUAUAGCCGCUUUCACACCAAUUACUUUGCCGUACUUAGUGCCCAGCACUUAGUACCCCCAUGGAACUAAGUACAG